CCAUCACAAAGUAUAAUUGAUUUAUUCUCCGGUCCAGUUGGUGGCGGUAAUGCAACAUUAUACUGGAUGCCACCCGCCGUUAAACCAAAGAAGGAGUAAGGCGAGUCAGAACAACAACAGCUGCCAGUUCAAUGUCAAGCGUCAAGCCUUCCAUGUCUGAACCCAAGUCCCUGGGUUCUUACUGUGGUGUUCCAGCACAGAGAAGCUCACAGUGGGGUCCAGAGAUGGUCUUAGUGAAGCUGGAGGACUGUAGUCAUCCACUGGAACUCAAUGUGAUAGUCAAAGAGGAGGAGGAGGAGGAGAGAGGGAUUAAAGAGGAGGAGGAGAGAGCAUUCAAAGAGGAGGUGGAGGAGAGAGCAUUCAAAGAGGAGGAGGAGGAGAGAGCAUUCAAAGAGGAGGUGGAGGAGAGAGCAUUCAAAGAGGAGGAGGGGGAGGAGGAGGAGAUGGCAGAGGAGAGAGCAUUCAAAGAGGAGGAGGGGGAGGAGGAGGAGAUGGCAGAGGAGAGAGCAUUCAAAGAGGAGGAGGGGGAGGAGGAGGAGAUGGCAGAGGAGAGAUCAUUCAAAGAGGAGGAGGGGGAGAGAGCAUUCACAGAAGUGGAGAACAGGGAAGAGGAGGAAGAAGUAGAUGGGAACACUGAUCCAGGAGAGAGCUCCAACCCAGGUUCAGACAGUGAGCCCAGUUCCACAGCAUCAGGAAACCAUAAACAACACAGACGGAGGAACUCAAGACAGAAACAUCACCACUGCAUGGACUGCUUCACUAGUUUCUAUGAUCCAGAGGAGUUGAGAAGGCACACUUGUAGACCCCACCCCUGCUCAGAUUGCAGAGACAGCUUUAUUUGUCCAACUCACCUCAAAUCAAAACAGUCUCAAAAAAGGAGGAGGGUGUACUCAUGUGGUCAAUGUGGGAAGAGAUUUCAAACACCAAGCAAACUCAAGACGCACCAGAGAACUCACACAGGAGAGAAGCCAUACGACUGCUCUGUUUGUGGGAAGUGUUUCAGUCAGUCGAACCAACUAAAGACACACCAGAGAACUCACACAGGACAGAAGCCUUACCACUGCUCUCAGUGUGGAAAGAGUUUCAGCUGGUUACACAGCCUGAAGACACACCAGAUAACUCACACAGGGGAGAAGCCUUACCACUGCUCGCAGUGUGGAAAGCGUUUCAGUCUGGUAGGAAACCUAAAGAGACACCACCUAACCCACACAGUAGAGAAGCCUUACCGCUGUUCUCAUUGUGGGAAGAGUUUCAGUCAGUUACACCAUCUAAAGACACACCAGUUAAUUCACACAGGAGAGAAGCCAUAUCACUGCUCUCAAUGUGGGAAGAGUUUCAGUCAUCCAAAAGACUUAAAGUCGCACCAGAGAACUCACACAGGAGAGAAGCCAUUCCACUGCUCCCACUGUGGAAAGAGUUUCAGUCAGUUAUCAACUCUGAAAAAACACCAGCUAACUCACACAGGAGAGAAGCCUUACCUCUGCUCUCAAUGUGGGAAGCGUUUCACCAGGUUAUAUCAACUGAAGGCACACCAGAUAACGCACACAGAAGAGAAACCUUACCACUGCUUGCAAUGUGGUGAUAGUUUCACCAGUGCAUAUUUCCUAAAGAAACACCAGCUAAUUCACACGGGAGAAAAGCCAUUCCACUGCUCCCAGUGUGGGAAGAAUUUCAGUCAUUCAUCAACAUUGAAGACACAUCAGAUAAGUCACACAGGAGAGAAGACUCACCACUGCUCUCAGUGUGGGAAGAGUUUUGGUCAUUCAUCAACUCUCAAGACACAUCAGAUAACUCACUCAGGAGAGAAGCCUCACCUCUGCUCUCAGUGUGGGAAGAGUUUCAGCCAGUCAUCAACUUUGAAGAAACAUCAGAGAACUCACACAGGAGGAAAGCUGUGUCAUCAGAGCUGAAGACACUAGCUUAUUCACAUAGGGGAGAAGCCUAAACUCUGUUGUCAAUAUGGGGAUAGUUUCACCAGUUUAUAUUAAUAAAAUAUAACACCAACUAAUUAUGACUAACAAUAACUUACCUGGUUACUUAAAGGGGGUUAAAACUUGCAAAGGUGUGUGGAACAUGCUGCCUGUGUGGAAAGCUUCGGUCAGUCAUCAGAUUUGACGACACAGCAUUUAACUCGCACAGUAGAGAAGCCUUACUGUGUUCGGGAGUUGUUUGAAUAUUGUUUAUUGAAAUGAAGCUGCUAUGUUCACAAUAAGCCAUUAUCAUCAUAUCACUUUUUCAGGAAUCAGGAAUCACCAAAAAGUCAGCACUGCAGAGAAAAGGCAGUUUUACAGAAACUGUAUGUAUUUGGUUGGUGCUUAAAACAGACAUGGCUGGUCAAUGUCAGUAUGUCCACUAUACAGCUGUCUUUUUGGGAAUGCAAUACUUUCUAUACCAGCAGCCACAACGGACAAUUCAGUGAAGUUGUAUUUGCAUUUGUGGAAUCCAUAGCUAAUAUCUGUCCAUAGAGAAUCCUCAGUAAUCAGACAUCAUAUAUUCUAGUUGGAUUUCUAUAAUCACAUUUUUUUUUAAUUGAAAAAAAUUAUAUAAUUUAGUAACAAAAAAUGUAUGCAACAAAAACUUCUAAUUAGAGGAAUAUAACCAAAAAUUAAUAAACAUAUUGUAUUUCAAUUACUAUGCUCAGUCUCCUGUCUCUCUUUAUUAUGGAGGGUUGAAGAGUCAUUAUAUCUGGUGCUUUACAGGGAGGCUAUACUGUAAAGCAGUGGUGGUCGGUGCCGUUUAUGAUGAGGAUUAUAAUUCGUUUUUUUUUAAAUGAGCCUUAUUUCUAUUACAGGAUUAUUUAUUUAUGGCUUUUACAUGGUAUUGUCAUUCAUAUUCAAUUCACCUAGUUUAAUGUAACAUCGAUAGGUUUAGGCUACUACAUGAUACUCAUUUUCCCUCUACCCAUCAUGAGGUUGCUACAACCUGGCCUAUGAAUUAAAGUUUGAACACACCUACUCUUGGCAGUCACUCAACCAGCUUCAGGAUGAAUGCUUUUCCAACAGUCUUGACGGAGUUCCCACAUAUGCUGAGCACUUGUUGGCUGCUUUUCCUUCACUCUGCAGUCCAACUCAUCCCAAACCAUCUCAAUUGGGUUGAGGUUGGGUGAUUGUGGAGUCCACAGUCUUGGGGAUCCCCUGUUAUUGGUAAUGGUGAGAUGUUAACAGGGGAUCCCCAAGACAUGCUAUUGGUAAUGGUGAGAUGUUAGCAUGUCUUGGGGAUCCCCUGUUAUUGGUAAUGUUGAGAUGUUAACAGGGGAUCCCCAAGACAUGCUAUUGGUAAUGGUGAGAUGUUAGCAUGUCUUGGGGAUCCCCUGUUAUUGGUAAUGUUGAGAUGUUAACAGGGGAUCCCCAAGACAUGCUAUUGGUAAUGGUGAGAUGUUAGCAUGUCUUGGGGAUCCCCUGUUAUUGUAAUGGUGAGAUGUUAGCAUGUCUUGGGGAUCCCCUGUUAUUGUAAUGGUGAGAUGUUAGCAUGUCUUGGGGAUCCUCUGUUAUUGGUAAAGGUGAGAUAUUAGUAUGUCUUGGGGAUCCUCUGUUAUGGUAACAUCUCACCAUUACCAAUGUCUUGGUGAUCCCCUGUUAUUGUAAUGGUGAGAUGUUAGUAUGUCUUGGGGAUCCUCUGUUAUUGUAAUGGUGAGAUGUUAGUAUGUCUUGGGGAUCCCCUGUUAUUGUGAUGGUGAGAUGUUAGUAUGUCUUGGGGAUCCUCUGUUAUUGUGAUGGUGAGAUGUUAGUAUGUCUUGGGGAUCCCCUGAUAUUGGUAAUGAUGAGAUGUUACCAGGUCUUGGGGAUCCCCUGUUAUUGAUAAUAGUGAGAGGUUAGAAUAUCUUGAGGAUCCCCUGUUAUUGUAAUGGUGAAAGGUUAGCAUGUCCCCUGUUAUUGGUAAUGGUGAGGGUGUGAUCUUUGUACCAUUUUAUAUUUUUCUUGUCUCAAAUGAAAAUAUCACAUUUUGCCAUCUCCAUCUUGGGUUACAAACACUACACUGGUCUGUUCAGUGGCAGGGUAAGGCUUCGUCUUGGGGAUCCCCUGUUAUUGGUACUGGUGAGGAGUUAGCAUGUUUUGGGGAUCCCCUGUUAUUGUAAUGGAGAAAGGUUAGCAUGUCCCCUGUUAUUGGUACUGGUGAGGAGUUAGCAUGUUUUGGGGUAUAAUAUUUGUGCCUCUAAUUUUCACACUCACCAUUAUUAUUCAUUGGUUCAGGAUGAUCUGUAAUCAUGGUAGCAUCCACAUGAAUGUAGAAGUGUUCAGAAACCUAUUCUAUUAUUUACAGUAUGUGACUCAAAUGAAACAACACAUUAUGUACCCUUUAUUUACAUUGGGCACGCCCAAUUUUUCAGUUUUUGAUUUGUUAAAAAAGUUUGAAAUAUCCAAUAAAUGUCGUUCCACUUCA
Messenger RNA from Oncorhynchus keta (chum salmon), 4380 nucleotides. Its product is annotated as zinc finger protein ZFP2-like. NCBI's taxonomy places the organism in Eukaryota, Metazoa, Chordata, Actinopteri, Salmoniformes, Salmonidae. The record is from RefSeq and is a predicted model, not a curated record. The transcript is spliced from 3 exons. Bases 132 to 1910 code for a protein of 592 amino acids. Gene Ontology annotation, molecular function: DNA-binding transcription repressor activity, RNA polymerase II-specific. Gene Ontology annotation, biological process: negative regulation of transcription by RNA polymerase II.